Molecule: messenger RNA, 2180 nt
Organism: Phyllostomus discolor (pale spear-nosed bat)
Lineage: Eukaryota; Metazoa; Chordata; Mammalia; Chiroptera; Phyllostomidae
Exons: 3
Coding region: 40-858 (272 amino acids)
Source: RefSeq, a predicted model, not a curated record
UCCAGGGUUUGGCAGGCAAACGCGGCUCAGAGCUGGGCGAUGCACGCUCGCGCUGCGCCCGAGCCCUGGCUGCGGAGGGGGACGCGGGUCCCUAGGCCGCCCUGGGGCCCCCGCCCUUCUCUCGCCCUUUCAGCGCCCUGGAGGGAGUGGCAGAGAGAAGGCGAAGUGGAGAACCGGUUCCCUCGCUUCCCCGCGCCACCGGGCUUGGCAGCCGAGUUGUGGACGCGAGGAGCGAGGACUUCGGCGCCGCGGGCUGGAGGAGAGCGGGCCCUCAGCCCCUCGCGCGGCGCCGCGGUCCCCAGCGUCUUCCACCGUGCCGCCACCUGCAGACGGAUGCCGCGGGCGGCUCGUGCCGGCACAGGCUAUUCUGCCGAGCUCCGGGUGCGCAGAUCCCGCCUCAGCGCCUCAGUACUCCAGCGCUCGGGAACAGCACCCGCAGGGCGCGGCCCCGCCACUUACCUGCUCCUCGGCGUCUCCAGGGGUUCCCAACCCCCACGAAGGGUGUUUGCAAAUCUUAAACUCUUCUUCUGCAAUGUUGCAGGCCAGCGUCCCCUCUCCCUUGCACACUCUACUUCUGAACCGAAAGAUUUCGAUAGGAAACUUUCUCUUUCGUACUCUGUCUCUGUCUCCUUCACAGUCCCCUUCUACCAGGGACAGUCCAGUGGAAAAUGUGGUCACAGACCCCCACCUUCACUUUCUGUCCCUUCUGCCACAGAAGGAGCCUCCCUGAGGCGAUUUCCCCGUAUAGUUCGUACUGCCGAAGCCCAUUUCCCAGUCGAACAAACUUCUCAAACACGUCGACCUGAGUGGACUUGGCAAAGCGCAAACCACCCCUCCCCACAAAAAAACGUUUUCUGACCAAUACUAAGCAAGGCAGUUGUUUUAAAUGGCACCUCCUCCUUAAUAUUAGGCACGACUUUACAGCCUUUCGAGGAAUUCCUACCCCAUUUUCUUCAUCUUUGUUCCCCUCAACCCCUACGGGAGGAGUGAAAAGUUUGGGCUGGAGUAGGUGUGAGGUGAGGACGAGUCAAGGAGCUGCCGGGCGAGUCGUGGUGGGGAGCGCCGGCGCUGCCUGGGCUGCGGGGUCGGGAACCCACAAGGGCCCGGGCGCGGGGCGAGAACAGAGGCAAGGGGAGCCCGCUGAGUGAAAAGGGGCCGUGGCCGCCGCUCUUCAAAGUGCUUCCCCCUCCCCCAAGCGACACUUUCCUUUGGAGUCCGAAUAAAAUACGGUAACAGAAUAUGAUGGAGGGCACACUGUUUCCUUAACUGCUUCUCAAAGGACUCGGGAGAUCUUCUUAGGAUCUUUAAUAAGGCUUUGGUCGGUUCUUUUGUUGAUCUCUCAAAAUCAACUCCUUCUAAUUGAAGUUGGAGCUGAAAGCGAGCUAAUGUUCAAAGAAAGUGGCCGCCAGACCAACGAAAUUACAUUUUUUUUUUGUACGAUGAGGGAACAUCUAAUCAAAGGGGCCAAGGAGGAGGGGUGGGAGCGGGGAGUGUGAAGGAGAAAAGGAGGUUUUACAAGAUCCUUCUCUGGUUCACAAAAGUCAGCGACACGGGCGCUUCUCUCCAGAACAAAGACACCGCGGCCCAUUCAUAAAAGGGAUAGAAAGACACACAGAGAAAACAAUAAAAGAAACGAAAGAAAAGGAAAAAAACACGAGAAAAAAGCUUAACAAGGAAGAGAAACUGCGCAGAGCGCAGCGCUGACCCCGGCGGGGACACACCUUAGGCUCGCGCAGGCCCCGGCGGGGUGUAUAGCCGGCGAGGCCCGCGGCUCGGAACCUCCCCCCCCACCUGGAUGGUGCAGAGGUUUAAAGAAAGAAACGAAAUACACCCCCUCCUCCAGUUCUGGGAAAGGCGCAGGCUGGAGCGCACAAGUUUGGGAAGGAAGCGAAUGCGGGCGUCCUGGGGAGCGCCUUGGCAAGCAUCUGCGUCCCCAGCGCAGAGCUACCCCAGCCCGGGCCUGCACCCCGUGUGCCCUGGUUAGCUCCCCAGGGCUGAGGACCCCUCCGGGAUGGUGUAAACUUAUUCAGCUCCAAAUACAGUCCAGUAUUCUGCCCUGCAUUCAAGACCAUUUUUUUCCACAUGAAAAGUCUUACAGACACACAAACUUCUCUUCAAACCAGUGUCGGUUUCAUUGCAAGGAAAUAGCAGAGUGGUUAAGAUGGAGAUGGCUAUGGCUG